Molecule: messenger RNA, 2936 nt
Organism: Onychostoma macrolepis
Lineage: Eukaryota; Metazoa; Chordata; Actinopteri; Cypriniformes; Cyprinidae
Gene: atcayb
Product: ATCAY kinesin light chain interacting caytaxin b
Exons: 16
Coding region: 684-1706 (340 amino acids)
Biological process (GO): apoptotic process
Cellular component (GO): cytoplasm
Source: RefSeq, a predicted model, not a curated record
GAGAUUAACUAUCAAAUAUCCACUAGUUCAUGUAUUUGACCCACGGCUUUCCAAAAUUAAGUUUUCCAGUUCGGAAAUGCAAGCUGCUUUAGCUUUUUUGGAGCAACGACAACAAUAUGAAGACAAUAGAGAUCAAGUUCUUCUGCUCUGCUGCCUGCUGACAGGAGCUUCAUGAAGGUUUAUUUAAACUUUAGAGCCAUCUUGUGAGCCUCAGCCAAUCAGAGCGCAGCAGGAAACACAGCUCCGCCAAUCACAGGAGACCGAGGGAUGGCCUUCUGUUUACAGACGCGGCCCAGAGCACCAAGCAGCUGCGAGAGAGAGAGAGAGAGAGAGAGAGAGGAACGUACAGAGGAGAGAUUGUGCUGGGAUGGAGAGACAGGGAUGCAGUUGCUAGGGAACAGGGAGGAGACGUCCAUCUUUUGCAGCUUGUUCCAGAUACAACAAGAUUGGGAAAGGUUUGUCCUUCGUAAAGGAGGGAAAUAAAUGCACCAUAUAAAGAGAGAAGGACGGAACGCCAGAUCCUGAGACGCUGGAAAUCAUCCACCCGCACCAGACGCCCCUCUUUGUCUGAGGAUCCGCAGAUGGGACCGGCUUCACUCGACAGACAGACAGAGAGUCAGAUCUGAUGGAUUCAGUGGGGAGCUGAGAAAUCAACAGGCCUGAAGUGUGAUCGGGAGCAGAGGAUGGGAACCACUGAAGCCACUUUACGCAUGGAGAACAUGGAGGUGAAAGAUGAGUGGCAAGAUGACGAUUUCCCACGGCCUCUUCCUGAAGACGGUGAUUUAGAUGGACUCACUGACAACACUGCUCAUCACGCCGCUCUGACGGCGGAUCACACGGAAUCGGUCCGACAGAAGCGCCGCACGCUGAUCGCUCCGGAUAUCAACCUGUCGCUGGAUAAAAGCGAAGGUUCGCUGCUUUCUGACGACUUCCUGGAAACACCAGAUGACCUGGACAUAAACGUGGACGACCUCGACACGCCGGACGACGACUCGCUCGGCUCCCUCAACAACGGCAACGAGCUGGAAUGGGAAGACGACACUCCGGUGGCCAGUGUGAAGGGUCCGGGCGGCGAGGAGGGUGACGGUGCGGGCCGUCUGUGGAGGACGGUGAUCAUCGGUGAUCAGGAGCACAGGAUAGACAUGCAGGUCAUCAGGCCGUACCUGCGCGUCGUCACGCAUGGAGGUUAUUACGGUGAAGGACUGAACGCCAUCAUCGUGUUUGCUGCGUGCUAUCUGCCCGACAGCGGCUGCGCAGACUACAGUUACAUCAUGGAGAACCUCUUCCUGUAUGUGAUCAGUAGUUUGGAGCUGCUGGUAGCUGAGGACUAUAUGAUCAUCUAUCUGAACGGAGCCACGCCGCGCAGGAGGAUGCCCGGCAUCAGCUGGCUCAAGAGAUGCUACCAGAUGAUCGAAAGACGGUUAAGAAAGAAUCUCAAAUGUCUGAUCAUCGCGCAUCCCUCCUGGUUCAUCCGGACAGUUCUGGCCAUCUCACGGCCCUUCAUCAGUGUGAAAUUCAUGGAUAAGAUCCGGUAUGUCCAGAGUCUGGAGGAACUGGCUCAGAUCGUUCCCAUGGAGCAUGUGCAGAUUCCCGAGUGUGUGCUGCAAUGUGACGAGGAGCGAAUCAAAGCACAGAGAGAAAGGCUUGAACAACUGGCCAAGACCUCAGAGAGGCCACCAUCCGUGGCCACGGAGGCCUGUCCCUGACGCGUCUCAUUGGAUACACCUCAAGGCAGGGAUUCAUCUGUGCAUGUCAUUUUCCAAAGAUGUUCCUUUAAAGAACAAUCAUGUGGACGAACACAAUCAUCAUCAUCUCAAAACACAACAAUGAUGUUUGUGGCGCUCUGUCUACAGUGCAGUGCAGCUCUGACCUUUGACCUGGAUCACAACCGGACCGCAGCUGAGUAAGUGUGAACGAGAGAGAAAACAAACGCUCACAGACUCUUUUCUAACACUUGUUUUGUUUCUGAAGAGGAACAUCUGUGCAAAUUAAACAUCUUGUGUAACAGUCAUUGUGUUGAACAGAUGUAAAACGUGGGAUGUUCAAUACCAGCGGGAUUUUAACUUAACUUGGCAGUUUAUCCAUGUUCACCUGCCAACCGCUUCCACAAUGAGAAACACAUUCAGCCUGUUACAUAAUGCAGCAGUUUACAGGUUUAAAGUCAACUUGAAAUCAUGUUUGCAUUCAUAAUCUUUCAUUGGACAAUUUGCCAUGAAAACAACCAAGCGCCAAAUAAUUAUUUAGUCAUAGUUUUGGGCUGUUGCUGUAGGUCUUUUAAUCUUUUCUAAAAAUCUGGUAAGUGGUUAAAGAAAUAGUUCAACCAAAAUUUAAAACAAUUAAUUGAAAACUCGCCUUCAGGCCAUCCAAGAUGUAGAUGAGUUUGUUUCUUGAUCAGGGUUGGAGAAAUGUAGCAUUGCAUCACUUGCUCACCAAUGGAUGCUCUGCAGUGAAUGGGUGCCGUCAGAAUGAGAGUCCAAACAGCUGAUAAAAACACCACAAUAAUCCACAAGAAAUACACACCGCUCCAGUCCAUCAGUUAACAUCUUGAGAAGCCAAAAUCUGCGUGUUUAUAAGAAACAAAUCCAUUAUUAAGGCAUUUUUAACUAAAAUACACCAGUCCAUAAUCCAUAAUAAGUAAAGCUUCCUCCAGUGAAAAAGUGUUCUGGUCUGAAUCAAGAGACAAAUCUGCACAGAUCAAGCAUCGUUUACAAGCCAAAACAGCUCUAAACAAAUAUGUGGCUGGAUUUUGAUGUGAGAGACACCAGGAGAUGGACUUUUUCACUGGAGGAAGCGUUAUUAUUAUGGAUUAUAUACUCAUAUUUUAGUCAAAAGUAAAGGUUUGAAGUUAAAAACGUCUUUAAAAAAAAAAAAACUAAAAUUGUGGAUUAUUGUGAUGUUUUUAUCAGCUGUUUGGACUCUCAUUCUGACGGCACCCA